Telopea speciosissima is the source of this 2552-nucleotide messenger RNA. RefSeq names its product pentatricopeptide repeat-containing protein At4g21065-like. The record is from RefSeq and is a predicted model, not a curated record. Gene Ontology annotation, biological process: RNA modification. NCBI's taxonomy places the organism in Eukaryota, Viridiplantae, Streptophyta, Magnoliopsida, Proteales, Proteaceae. The transcript has a single exon. Gene Ontology annotation, molecular function: protein binding; RNA binding; zinc ion binding. The coding region runs from base 75 to 2363 and encodes 762 amino acids.
UGCUAAAAUUUCAGUAGAGAACCAACCGGACUGAAGCCUCGUAGCCUGUCUGAAGCUAACAUUUCUGAAUUCUGAUGGACAGAACUUUGGUUUUGGAUCCAAUAGGGAAACCACCUCAGUUUCUUCGGAGGUCGAAAGCUGAGCAAUACUUCUCCCUGCUACUGCGACAAAACCCCAGGCUCAAACUGCACGAGCUCAAGCAAGUCCACGCUCAACUCAUACGCAGAGACCUCCACCAUGACAAUAUUCUUAUUACAAAACUAAUCUCUCUCUGUUCGGAUUCCGGAACCAUGGACUAUGCAGGUUGUCUCUUCAACUAUGUUGAAGAACCUGAUCUCAUCCUCUGUAAUUCCAUACUAAGAGGUUAUACCAGAAACGGUCACUUUGAGCUAGCUAUCCUCUUCUAUAUUCGAUUUAUUCUGAGGGAAUUCAUUCCGGACAACUUCACCUUCCCUUAUGUCCUCAAGGCUUGCGCUGCCAUGUGCUCCACCCACCUUGGACAGCAAAUUCAUGGCUACCUGAUUAAGAACAGUACUGUUUCUCAAGAUAUUUUUGUGUUAAAUUCACUUCUGGAUAUGUACUUUAAAUGUCAUCAGAAUGAAGCUGCAAUGCUAGUUUUCAAGCAAAUUGCUGAGCCCAAUUUGACUUCUUGGAAUAUCAUGUUAUUAAGAUUUGUGAGUUCAGGCGAUUUGAAUUCAGCCCAAAAGAUGUUUGAUGAAAUGCCUCAAAGAGAUGCCAUUUCUUGGAAUACAAUGAUUAGUGCUUAUGCAAAAUCAGGGCAGUUAGAAAUUGCUAAGAAUCUAUUUGAUGAGAUGCCCGAAAGAAAUUUAGUUUCGUGGAAUGCUUUGAUUGCUGGAUAUUCUAAAAAUAAUAAGAAUGUUGAAGCUUUGUCAAUAUUUUCCCAAAUGUUGAAGUGUGGAAUCAGACCUGACAAUGCCACAAUACUGUCGGUAAUAUCCGCUGUCUUUGAGGCUGCCUCACCAGACUCAGAUGCUGUGGAACAGAUCAUCGCUUUUGCAAAGUCAGCUAAUUCCCUCUCUGUUUCAACAGGACUCUUAAGUCUUUAUGCUAAGCUUGGGAGAAUGGACGAUGCUAGGAAAGUGUUUGAUGAGAUUCCGGAGAAAGAUCUUGUGACAUGGAAUGCGAUGAUUGCAGGGUACUCCCAGAAUCAAAGACCAAUGGAGGCAAUUAAGCUGUUUCGAGAGAUGCAAUCAGAGCGUAGGAUAGGUGUUAAACCUGAUCAAGUAACAAUGGUUAGCGUGAUUGCUUCUUGUUCUCAGAUUGGUACUUUGGAGCUUGGGGAGUGGGUACAUGCUUACAUAAAGAAGAAUGAGAUCAUGUUGGAUGUUUUCUUGGCUACUUCUCUUAUUGACAUGUAUGCCAAAUGUGGAGACGUUAAUCGAUCUCGUCACUUGUUUCAGGAAAUGCCUACAAGGGACUUGGCUGCUUGGAAUGCAAUGAUCAAGGGACUGGCUAUACAUGGGCAGGGGAAAGAAGCUCUUGAGAUCUUUUCCCUGAUGAAAAGGGAUGGGGUAUUACCCAAUGAUAUUACCUUUGUAGGCUUGCUUAGUGCAUGUAGUCAUGGAGGCUUGGCAGCCGAGGGUUUAGAGGUGUUCAAUUUGAUGCAAAAUCAAUGCAACAUUGUUCCACAAGUUGAGCAUUACGGUUGUGUUGUUGACCUACUUGGUCGUGCAGGACAGUUAACUGAUGCUUAUGAGUUUAUAAAACGCAUGCCUGUCCAGCCUGACAGGGUUGUCUGGGGGGCAUUGCUAUGUGCAUGUCAAUCCCACCAAAAUGUUGAAUUGGCUGAAGAAGCAGCUAAUAGGCUUAUUGAGUUGGACCCCAGCCAUGAUGGUAAUUAUGUUCUUUUGUCCAAUGUGUAUGCCUCAGUGAGGAAAUGGAGAGACGUUGCAAAAGUGAGAGCUUGGAUGAAGGCCAAUCAUGUGCAGAAGACUCCUGGAUGUAGUGCUGUUGAACUUGGUGGUGCUUUACAUGAAUUUAGUGCUGGGGAUAGGUCACACCCAAGAUCUGUAGAGAUUUAUGCUGCUUGGGACGAGCUCGUGAAGCGGAUCAAGUCAAUGGGGUAUGAACCCGACACGGGGGUCUUAUUGAGGAACUUGAAUGAGGAGGAUGGAGAGCAAGCCUUAUAUUGUCACAGCGAAAAAUUGGCGUUAACAUUUGCACUAAUUACUUCAGAACCUGAAUCACCAAUCAAAAUUGUGAAGAACUUAAGGAUAUGUGGGGAUUGUCAUAGAGCCAUCGAACUGGUGUCCAAACUUGAAAAUAGAGAAAUAACUGUGAGAGAUCGUAACCGUUUUCAUCAUUUUAAAGCUGGGUUUUGUUCUUGCGGAGGCUACUGGUGAACCAUGUAAUUGCUGUCGUGAGCUUAAAAAUGGAGAAUUAGCUGUGGGGGAUUAAUGGAAUCCACCAAGUGAUAGCCCAGUUAAAUUAAAUCUUGAUGCCAGUGGUUUUGGAAAUCCAAAAACCAGCAGGAAUGGAGUGUUUAGAGACCAUUUGGGUAAUAUCCUUAUGUUAUUUCCAGGUCCCAUUGG